Messenger RNA from Danio rerio (zebrafish), 488 nucleotides. RefSeq names its product zgc:112271. Gene Ontology annotation, biological process: intracellular iron ion homeostasis; protein maturation. Lineage: Eukaryota; Metazoa; Chordata; Actinopteri; Cypriniformes; Danionidae. Gene Ontology annotation, molecular function: 2 iron, 2 sulfur cluster binding. The record is from RefSeq and is marked validated.
AGGGGGCAGUAAUGCAACAAACAGGAUGCCAGCUGCCGGUAAUAACUAAAGAAGAAAAAGAACAGGAAAAGAAAAAAACAGCAACUGUGUCUACUUUGUUAAUAAUUAAUAAUUAAUAAUCCACCUUCUUCAAAGCUUAUACUCUAUCCCGGGAAAUAUGUCAGUUACCCCAGAUUUGAUUCGUAAGAAACUGAUCGCGGAGAUUGGUGCGAUACACGUGGAUGUAGAAGACACGUCUCCAAGUAGAUGUGCUGCAAGUUUUAAAGUUCUUGUAGUAUCGCCUCAGUUUGAAGGAAAACAAUUGUUGCAGCGACACAGGAUGGUCAAUAACUGCCUUGCUCAGGAGCUGAAAGAAAUCCAUGCAUUCGAGCAGAAAACAUUGACACCAGAGCAGUGGGAGAAACAGAAAGCACAAUGACAUCUGUAGACAUAAAGAAAUACACAAAUCAUCAAGUAUUCAGCCAUCAAAUAAAACAACUGUUGCUUUA